AUGGCACUCUAUCAGAAAACUGUCCAUAGGCUUGAACAGUUCGAAUCGUUGCUAAAAUGCGAUAUGAUUGAUAUGAAAAGACUGAAAAUUCUUGCAUUUAACGGUUGUCCGGCAGAAAACGGUAUUCGGAGUUUAACGUGGAAGAUUCUAUUGAACUAUCUCGUUCUCGAUCGGACGAAAUGGUCAUCGCAUCUGAGCAAACAGCGGGAAUUGUAUCGUGGCUAUAUUCGUGAAACGAUUAUUAAGCCAGGUUUAACUCCAACAACAGAAUCCGAUGUUCUCGAUCAUCCGUUAAACUCUGCACCAGACAGUUCGUGGGCUGUUUACUUCAAAGAAAAUGAAGUCUUACUACAAAUUGAUAAAGAUGUUCGGCGACUUUGUCCUGAUUUAUCUUUCUUUCAACGUGAAACUGAUUAUGCAUGUGCUGAAAUUUUAAACCAAGAAGCUGGAUUUGAAAGUUUACGUAAGCGUAUUGUUUCCACUGCUCUCAAAGUCGAAUCUCAAUCUCGCUCACGCUUGACCGGUCGACUCGAAUUCGAAUAUCAGAACAAAGCCAGUCAAUCGUCAACGACAUUCGAUGAUAACGAAUAUCAACUAUUACCAGAUGGUCACGAAGCACAUUGGGAAGUUGUUGAACGGAUUCUAUUCGUUUUCUCCAAAUUGAAUUCCGGACAGAGUUAUGUUCAAGGAAUGAAUGAAAUCAUUGGACCAAUUUAUUACACAUUUGCCACAGAUCCCAAUCCAGAAUGGAGAGAACAUGCCGAGGCCGAUGCAUUCUAUUGUUUUACUAACUUAAUGAUUCACAUUCGUGAUAAUUUUAUGAAAAUCUAUGAUCAUUCCGAAUUUGGUAUUCUUGUUCGCAUGCAAAGACUUCUGAUGUUAUUAAAAAGGACUGAAUCGGACAUUUAUUAUUUAUUUGAAAAACAAAAAAUUAAACCGGAAUUCUAUGCGUUCCGUUGGUUGACAUUGUUAUUAUCUCAAGAGUUUCGUUUGCCAGAUGUCUUGCGUAUUUGGGACUCGUUAUUUGCUGAUCAAGAAAGAAAUUUUGAGUUUCUUCUCUAUAUCUGCUGUGCUAUGAUUGUUCUUCAAAAAAAUCGACUGUUAAGUGGAUCGGAAUCUCAGAAUAUCAAACUAUUACAAAACUAUCCACAAGAUAUUGACAUUCAUCAUAUCUUAGAAAAAGCUGGUCGACAGAUCAUCGCGAAACGAAACUAUCAACAAGGUGAAUUGAUUUUCGAAGAGCAACCGCUUGUUCUAGCACAAUUCGAAUGGAAUAAAUUAUACAAAUAUUCGGCGUGUGAAUAUUGUUUGUACCCGUUGGAAUCAUGUGAGCAGAAUGUUCGUCGCCUUUGCCAGGAUACAUCGAUCGUUAUUCCAUAUCCUGAAUGUGAUCCUAAUCAAACAAUCAGUCAGCGAAUUGUUCGAUGUCCGAAAUGCAAUGAAAUGUACUGUUCAGCAGGCUGCUAUCAUCAAGCAAUGAACAGUUACCAUUCAACACUUUGUCAAUCUGAUGAAACUGAUAGUAAAGUUCAGUUGAUUCGACAGAUUAUUGAUUUAUGGAGAUCGGCACAUCCUCCACCCGAGACAACAUCGAUUUCACUCGUGCUUAAACUAAUGGCUAUGCUUAAACAGAGUAACAAUCGAUUAUUACUUCUACAAGAGCUUCAGAAGUUUUCUCAGGGUGUCCAGAGUGAAAAUCAGAGAUUCUACCAUAAAUUACUACGGAAAGAAUUUCAAUCUCAAGUGGAACAUUUAAGACAAGCAUUGAGUAAUUUCAACGAACAGUAUAUACAAAUCGAAGAAUUUCGGUGGUUUCUCACACCAGAUGGUUUUCGACAACUAUUAGCUUUACUUGGACGAAAUCAACAAGGUGUUGGGACAAGUCCACUGGCGGUCUGGGUAAAAAAUUGUGAGAAUUUACCAACAACCGAACAAGCUGUAGCCGUCGCAGCAGCAGCAGCUGCUGCUGCUGCAAGUAGUGAUAUAUCGCAACUCAUUGAUGCGAUUUAUACAAAGAUUGAUGACGUUUCCGGUGAAUUUAUCGAUUGCGAAGGAAGUGGAUUAUUCAAACUACAAAGUUGUUUAAAUCAUAGUUGUGAUGCGAAUGCCGAGAUACAAUAUCGACAUAAUAAUUCGACUCUGUCUGUUGUUGCUACUCGAUCGAUAUCGAGCAAUGAAGAAAUAACAAUCAACUAUUUGUCUGAAUGUGACAGAAAUCGAUCAAGACAUUCUAGACAGAAACUUCUUCAGGAAAAUUAUUUAUUUUUGUGUCAGUGCAGUCGAUGUGUCUCGGAAGCAAGUGAACUCGACGAAACAAGUGAAGACGACGACGACGACGAUGAAAUGGAUGAAAACUAA
This is a messenger RNA of Adineta ricciae, 2358 nucleotides long. The record is from the annotation of a GenBank genome assembly. Lineage: Eukaryota; Metazoa; Rotifera; Eurotatoria; Adinetida; Adinetidae.